CCGCCCACUUGGCCAGGUCACCGCUGAAGAUGACGGGUUUCAUCAAUGUAUUUCGAAAAACUGUGUCCAGGGACUUGACUUGCGAGCAGGUAAAGAGCUACAGAAACCGAUGGGCUUGUGGCUUGUUCUUCUAGUGGUGGGAUCGAACCAGCAGGUCCUCGGCUUCCUUGGAGAAAGCGUGACCCUGUCCCCUGCCCUAGAUGUGACCCAGCGGAACAUUUCCUCCAUCAAAUGGCUCAUCCUGUCCAACGACACAUGGAUCGCGACCUACCAAGGCGGGAUAACCAACACCAACCAUUUCUGGCAGUACAGGGGAAGGCUCAACCUCGACAUCUCGUCAGGUGACCUGACGAUCAAAAAUCUGAUAAAAAAGGAUGCCAUGAAGUACGUUUUGGAAGUUGGUUUCCAAGGAGAUGAAGAAAUCAGCCGCAAGUUUUUCCUCAGAGUUGAACAACGCCUCGCGCAGCCUCGGGUCACCAAGCACCACGGCUGGUCGGAGGACGGCAGCUGCACGGUGACACUCCUGUGCUCCUCGCCGAACCCUUCCGUGAACUUCACCUGGAGCUCCACGCCUCUCGCCACGAUCCUGUUCGAGGGGUUCCGUGCAAAUACUGCCUUCCUCCUGGCCUCCAUGCGAGCAGACCAAGUGGUCAGCUUCACCUGCAACACCGCCACAGCGCUGGAGUCCACCAGCGAAACUCUAAAUGUCGAGUGUGUUCGCGAGCCAAUCCCAAAGCCCACACUGCACCCUCCCCAUUGUGUUGCCUUUGGUUAUGGUGUUCUCCUUGGGAGCUGCUUUGGUAUUCUGCUUGCGAUGAUAACGUAUAUCCUCAGAGAAAGAAUUGAAGAUUGUAUUUAUUAUCUCACCGAUAAGUGAUGUGCAACAAACAAACCAUAUUCUUCUCUAAUAUGUAUUCUGGCAUACAGAGGGGUUUGGAUGACUGGUCCGUUUGUCUCAAUUGGCUUACUGAUUAUGUGGCUUAACCUGAUCUAAAUAACCCUUACGGUAUUUAACCCUUCAAAUGGAGCACCACUUCCCUCACAGAGAAUAUAAUCUCUGAAAACAAAUGUGUCCAAAUGAAGAUUGUGGUAUUUGAAGCAUUCUGGUCUCUGUUUGUAGUCUGAGUAAUCUUGACCAAUCAAGUUCGUGCAUGCUGUGGUUGCAUGCAGAUAAACUGUCCGUGUGGAGAGCAACAAUCCCGGGUCCCAUCGGCAAGCGCUGACGACAGUUGCGCUUUUUUCUUUGCCUUGAUAUCGUUCUAUAGAGACUAGUCGAGAUAAUGAUGUUAACGUCACUAAAAGAGGUUACGUUGAGGUAGUUAUGAUGCAUCUUAAAUUACUACAAUUUAAGUUUCAACCUAGCUAGUUACAGCGGAGGAGUAUGAACUUUGCAUUUGAACUUAUGAACAGGUUUACCGUGGAGAGGCUGCGAGAGGCUAACUAUUACUAUUACUAUCAGGGGCGC
Messenger RNA from Gadus macrocephalus (Pacific cod), 1465 nucleotides. Its product is annotated as SLAM family member 9-like. The transcript has 6 exons. NCBI's taxonomy places the organism in Eukaryota, Metazoa, Chordata, Actinopteri, Gadiformes, Gadidae. The record is from RefSeq and is a predicted model, not a curated record. The coding region runs from base 110 to 877 and encodes 255 amino acids.